Messenger RNA from Hemicordylus capensis (graceful crag lizard), 1803 nucleotides. It is a transcript of the gene CITED4, whose product is annotated as Cbp/p300 interacting transactivator with Glu/Asp rich carboxy-terminal domain 4. The record is from RefSeq and is a predicted model, not a curated record. Bases 266 to 880 code for a protein of 204 amino acids. The transcript has 2 exons. Gene Ontology annotation, cellular component: nucleus. Lineage: Eukaryota; Metazoa; Chordata; Lepidosauria; Squamata; Cordylidae. Gene Ontology annotation, biological process: regulation of DNA-templated transcription.
CCUACUUGCAAUAUACACAGUGGAGCCAACGAGGGUUGGAAGGCGGCGCGGAGGGGUGCUUUGGGGUUGAGGCGGCCGGGCUGGGGAAGGUUUUGCAAGGGGCGCCCGGGCUGGAUGGCUUGGCGCUGGUAGGAGCAGCAGCAGCCGCCGCCGCGUGCAAAGGAGAGCCGCCGCCGCCGCCGCCGCUUUUGUUGUGCCGAGCCUUUGGGCUUGCGAAGUGUGCCGUCUUCCCUUUGGAUCGCCGCCCUCGGGUGUCCAGAUUGCCAUGGCAGACCACAUGAUGAUGCCCAUGAGCCACGGUGUGAGCGGGAUGCAGACCUACCGCAUGGGGGUGAACGCGAUGCAGGCGCCGCCGCAGCACGGGCAGCACAUGCUAAGGACGCUACCCGCCAACCACCAGAUGAUGCAGUACGGCGGCCCCGCCAUGGAUGGUGGCAUGCGGCAGAGGCCGGGCAUCAGUGGACAGAUGGGCCACCACCAGGUGCCCAACACGAUGUUCAGCAGUCCCAGCCAGCAGCAGCAAUACAUGGGGCCGGUGGGCACGCAGCAGCUCAUGGCCAGUAUGCACUUACAGAAACUCAAUACGCAAUACCAGGGUCACCCUCUCAUGGGUAUGAGCAAUGGACCCAUCGGGGCCGGCGCCCCGCAGUAUAGAGUGGGACCCGGCCAGCACCCCGCCAUGCAGCAUAUGCCUUCUCCCGCCUUGACCUUGAACAUUAUGGACACGGAUCUCAUUGACGAAGAGGUCUUGACCUCCUUGGUCAUGGAACUGGGUUUGGACCGGAUUCAGGAGCUGCCGGAACUCUUCCUGGGACAGAACGAGUUUGACUUCAUCUCUGACUUUGUCAGCAAACAGCAGCCCAGUGCCAUCAGCUGCUGAGGGUCCCUGCUGGAGGUUGGCGCUUCUGCUCAGUGGCUUGGUUUUGAUGAUCCUUCCCCACCCACCCACCCAAAAAACACCCAACCCCUUGUUCUGUCUUCCCUGUGCACAGACGUACAGGUGUUCUCGGCUGGCCCACCUCCCCGAAACACAAUGGACAAUCACUGGAGGCUUUCUGGCUUGCACUGCUUUGCUCCCUCGGGUGAGGUCGCAGGUGUCCUUGGAUUGGAGGAAGCAGAAGGCUUUUUGCGGGUGGAACCAGGAUGGAGUCCUGUCGAAGAUGGUUCCCCCUGGCAGCUACAGAACUUCUGUCCCAAGGAGAUGGGCCUCUUACAAAACUACUGUCUGGACUACAAAGGGUGGGCGGGCGGGGAAAGAGCGCAGCAGAGAUCUGCUUCGAUAUUGGCUUUGCCUCGGGAGUCUGCAAGCUACUUGGAACACACCCCUCCAUGUGUGCGUGUGGUGGUGUUGUGUGUUGGGUUUUUUGUUGUUAACCACUCUCCCACUGCCAGGGGAAGUUGUGUGGUUUGCUCUGUUGCUUUCCCUCCCCCCCCCCCCAUUAUUGCCCCUCAAUACUGUGAAAUUAACAGCCAGUUUGUUCUCCUCUUGCAUUAGAGAUCACUGCCUUUGGGUUGGUUUUUGAUGUUUGUUUGUUUGUUCCUCCCCCUUCAGUUUAUUUGCUUUUGAAACAAAAAAGCAAACUCUGGAAACAAAAUAUUUGGGGGAUAGGUGUAUGCAUGCCUGAUCCCCCUUCAAGACCCAGGCCAUCUUUUGUUAUUAUUAUUUUUUUUUUCAGAGGGCGGGGGGCAAAAUUCAACUAAUUGGGUGAAGAUCAUAAGACUUCCUUCCAGGCUGUGACAACCAGAAGCUUUAAGCCGAAACUCUUUCUGCCUCUGAAACCAAAUAAAAUCCUUGUAAUUGUG